Drosophila willistoni is the source of this 943-nucleotide messenger RNA. RefSeq lists its product as uncharacterized. Bases 37 to 915 code for a protein of 292 amino acids. The transcript has a single exon. Lineage: Eukaryota; Metazoa; Arthropoda; Insecta; Diptera; Drosophilidae. The record is from RefSeq and is a predicted model, not a curated record. Gene Ontology annotation, molecular function: serine-type endopeptidase activity. Gene Ontology annotation, biological process: proteolysis.
AAAUGAUUGUUUUGCACAUUCACUUAGAACGCUGAAAUGCCAACAUUUUGCGUUUUAUUUUUACUAACUUUGGUUAGCUUCAACCAUGCUGAUGAAUCAACUUCUACCAAGAAUAAGAGCCAUCGUCAUCACAAGUUCAGAUAUGUUGUAGGGGACUGGAGGCCACAUUUUGGUUACCAUCCUAGCCACAUGGCCAGUGAUCAUCUGUAUCGUUAUCAAAAAACCAAGCCAACCACCACACGCAUUCCUCAAGUGUCUGCUAUUCCAGAAGUUCCUCUGGAUCACUACGUAGUGCGUUUGAUGAAAGAGGAUCAACUGGUCUGCAGUGGCAUCAUAGUCAACCAGCAUCAGGUAUUAACAGCGACAACAUGUUCUGCAGUCACCUCGGGGCUUGUGGUAAAACUCUAUGACGGCUCUACAUAUACUGUGACUGAUCAUAUUCCUGGCAAAGGUUACAGUAUUGGUGUGGGCGUAGAACUGCUAACGCUGCUAAAUCUGAAUACGACAUUGGAGGAUGCGUUUUCAAGGGCACCCUCGAUUUGCUCCCAUCGUCUGGCUAUGGGAGAAAUUGUUCAGCUUUGGACAUGGAAUUCACGCAAGACGGGUCUAAGGAAGAAACGAGUGUCGCAGAUACCCGAUCGCCGAUGCAAACAGAUAAUCAAUGAUCCCGAAAUGUUGGUCCUGAGCAAUGCCACUAGCUGUUUAUCAAACACUGCUUGGAGCAAGACAUGCCAGCCAAAUAUUGGUCUACCCUAUGUGUAUAAGCAAAGUUUUUGCGGCCUAAAUAUUUUGGGGCACAAUUGCCCAAAAGCUAGUGAGGCCGAUGUCUAUAUACGUUUGCUUGAUGAGAAACGUUUCAUUAGUGAGAAAAUGAAUCAAGUUCGCUUGGCUCGCCUUGAUAGGUUUCUAAUUUAAAUAAAUAUUCCAAAAAGACCAAAUCAAA